This is a messenger RNA of Lycium ferocissimum, 1146 nucleotides long. RefSeq names its product myricetin 7/4'-O-methyltransferase 2-like. The record is from RefSeq and is a predicted model, not a curated record. Gene Ontology annotation, biological process: methylation. The coding region runs from base 1 to 1137 and encodes 378 amino acids. Gene Ontology annotation, molecular function: O-methyltransferase activity; protein dimerization activity; S-adenosylmethionine-dependent methyltransferase activity. The transcript has 2 exons. Lineage: Eukaryota; Viridiplantae; Streptophyta; Magnoliopsida; Solanales; Solanaceae.
AUGUUUUGCUAUAAAUCGGUAACGAUCUACGGGUCGAAACUUAAUCAAAUUGACACAAUUAAGCAGUACGUAGUAGCAAACAUGCAAUCCGCUGAUCAGCUCCUACAAGUUGAAGCUCAAACUUCAGAGUACAUUUCGAGUUGGAUGCGUCUUUCAUGUAUAAAAUGCGCAAUUGAAUUAGGAAUUCCUGAUAUCCUUCACAAACAUGCCAAUCCCUUCAUGACUCUAUCUGACCUUAUUGCUGCUUUGCCAAAUUUGAACCCUUCUAAGGCUCCCUUUAUUCCUAUUCUAAUGCGACUUUUAGUUCAUUCUGGCCUUUUCAACUACCACCAACAAGGAGACGGCUAUUCACUCACCAGUGAUGGUCGUCUCCUUGUUGAAAAUGACCCCUUCAGCAGGAGGUCACAUCUCCUUUUCACCCAACAUCCUGUUAUGCUAAAUACAUUUGCUUCCAUAAGCGAUUGGUUAUGCAAUGAUCUUCCCACUGCCUUUGACACGGCACAUGGGAAAUCCCUUUGGGAUUAUUGCGCUGGAGAGCCAGAGUUCGGUAAUAUUUUCAACGAUUUAAUGGCUAGUGAUUCGAGAUUAUUGGUCUCAAAUCUGUUGAUUUCUGAUUGUUGUAAGCGUGUUUUUGAGGACUUGACCUCGUUGGUGGACGUUGGAGGCGGCACGGGCACUCUGGCCAUGUCUAUUGCCAAUGCUUUUCCUAGCUUGAAGUGCAUUGUGUUCGAUAUUCCUCAUGUUAUAGGUGACCGAAAGGGAACAGGAAACAUGGAAUUUGUUGCUGGGAAUAUGUUUGAUAAAAUUCCUCAUGCUAAUGCAAUCUUACUCAAGUGGAUUUUGCACAAUUGGAGUGACCAAGAUUGUGUGAACUUACUGAAGAAAUGCAAAGAGUCAAUUCCAAGUAAGGAGAAGGGAGGGAAAGUGAUCAUCAUAGACAUUGUAAUGAAUGAUAAUUCUAGCAAUGAGCAGCUUGUUCAAGCACAACACUUGAUGGACUUUAUGAUGAGGAUUAUUCAUGCUUCCAAAGAGAGAACUAAGAAGGAAUGGGAAAAACUCUUCCUAGAUGCUGGUUUUAGUGCAUACAAAAUAAUAACCUCUCUUGGCCUGAGGUCUCUAAUUGAAAUCUAUCCAUAAACAAGACAU